UCAGGAGCUAAUCCCGCCUUUUCUUACGUGAGGAGUUCAGCAUGCGCCUUGGUAUUGACCAAUCAGAAGACGUGAAGUAGGGACUCAGUUAACGAUGUAUCCAGCCAGGCCGCGUGAGAGCUCCGUAAUGACUCCGCCCCUCCCAUAACCCCGCUGAAACAAGAUUUGAGUAGCAAGAACAUAAUUCAAUACUCGAGUUUGCGUUAGUCGAUUUUCCAAUGCCGGUCUUAUUGGAAAAUCAUUCACUGUUUGAUCAAAUUUAUAAGUAAAUAUUUAUUAAAUACGACCUAAUCUUCGUAUUCAAAGUAAAAGGAAACGCUAAGGACGACAUUUUUUUGAGUCGCACGGAAAGAGCACGCUUUUCCCCAGAACUCAAGGAAGCAUCUUGUUCAGACUUUAAUGAAAGUUGGAUAAACAUUUUUUUAAAAAGUACAUCGAACUAAAAUGUUGGUACACACAUAUUCCCUAGCGGACGAUUUUUGAAUGGUGACUCAAUUGCACGCGACAUCAUCAAUUUAUGGUGGGCAGGGAACUUCAAACUUUGGACUACGGAAUGGUGGAGAAAACCAAUAUGAUUUUGUCCGAGCAUAACGGUUUCCCCGACCCCCCUCCGUGCUCCGGGGAAAUGCCACAGUUCGAUCUAAAUCAGCAUCAGCACCACAUGCAGACAAUGCCUGUAUUAAAUAAAUUUGAGUCUCCAAGUUUUUGUGCCGGGUGUGGAUCAAGGAUUUUGGACCGUUAUUACCUGAUGGCAGUGGACAAACAGUGGCACGUGCAUUGCCUGAAAUGUUGCGAAUGCAAAAUUGGUCUAGAUUCAGAGCUCACCUGCUUUGCACGAGACGGAAAUAUUUACUGCAAAGAGGAUUAUUACAGAAGGUACGCUGUCAAGAGAUGUUCAAGGUGUCAUCAAGGAAUCACGGCGAAUGAACUUGUCAUGCGUGCUAAAGACUUAGUGUUUCACAUCAGUUGUUUUACAUGUGCAUCGUGCAAUAAGACCCUUACAACGGGUGAUCAAUUCGGAAUGCAGGACGAUCUAAUAUAUUGUAGAACAGACUACGAAAUCAUUUUCCAGGGAGACUAUUUCUCGCGCAUGCAUCCGACAAUGCCGUGUCCCAACGGCGGACAUCUUCCGUUCUACAACGGAGUCGGAACAGCGGUGCAAAAAGGACGGCCCAGAAAGAGAAAGAACCACAUUAUCGAUCACGAUGGAUGCCCACCAGGCAUGGGUCUUGGACAUGGUGACGGACCGGAAAGAGGUGGCGAUCUCAUGAGACAAGAUGGCGGUUAUGGAUCACAGCCACCUCCGCGACAAAAAAGAGUCCGGACAUCAUUUAAACAUCACCAGUUGCGAACUAUGAAAUCUUACUUUGCUUUAAAUCAUAAUCCUGACGCAAAAGACCUAAAACAGCUUGCUCAGAAGACGGGGCUAUCAAAAAGAGUUCUUCAGGUGUGGUUCCAAAACGCAAGAGCUAAAUAUAGAAGAAACAUUCUAAAGAGUGACUCUGACAAACCAAAUCAGGGUCAGUCUAAUGACCAAUCAGCCGUUAGUUCGGAGGACGACAAAAUAAAAGACGACCAAUCAAUCUCUGAGUUGACGGAGCUCGAUGACAGCCAAUCACCGGACGCCAUGUCGGAUAUUAGUUCUACGCCAUCUUUAUCUGAUCUUCACAGCAGUCACAUGGAGUCCGACCACUCUAGCAGUAGUCUAUCUGACUUAUUUACUAAUUCAAUAAAUUCACUGAGCUGAGAGAUUUCUGUCGGCUCCCUUGGUGUAUUUGGUGUAAACUGUUGAUAAGUGCUACUGUUUUGUUCUCUAAUGAACUGUGUCUUGUAUUAUUAUCGACAAAAGUUUUGGUCAUAUCGGAGGUUUAAAAUAAUCUUGAGCUCAUGCCCCUCUCAGAAAUCAAAUAGAGACGAAGGUGAUAAAUACACACCUGUCAUUAAAGUUUCUGGGGGAAAUCGGUGCUUCAAAGGAAGGGGAGCAUCGAUAUCCUUGAGAGAAGGCUACUCAAUAUAACGAGAACCAAAAGAAGGGCAUACUCUCAGAUAUAUUCCUGCACCUGGAGACCAUAGAAAUAUCAUCGAUUCAAACGAAUAAUAUGCUUCUAAUCUGCACUGAAUAGAUAUAUUUUCUCAGGUGUCAAGUCCGGGGUGUUAACACGGAGUAAAUCAUAACGUACAACCUUGUUUUCAGUAGAUAUAUUGCUGACGGUGUAGUGUGUUUAUUAAAAGCACAUGUUACGUGUUAUAUGCGCAUGCGCAACGACUAAUGUUGUCGGUCCUAUGUUUUUGUUACCGUGAAACUAUUGAUACUGAGACAUUGAUCUAUGUUUGUUGUUAUAAUGAGAUCAUAUUUCAGUGCAUAAAAUAUUUGGCUGUAGUCUCUUAGAGAAAGGUCCAUCUCGUGCAAGGCUCUAAGCCACAUGGUGAAAGCAGCUUGGAAUUAUUAUAUAAUACAUCUGAUAUGCUAAAAAAGUAAGGAUGGUACCGAAUUCCAUACCAAUUAGCACCGUUAAUGAUUUUAACAGAAAACACGUUUAUAUCGAUGCCCACCUGUUCACAGAUUUGAUAAAGAUCAAAUAAAGUAAGCAAAAUAUUUUCAAACGUCAAAAAAUUUCCUUCGGAUGUGUGAAUGUCUUGCUGUAAUCUCAUCUUACACUCAGACAAGACGUUUCAACCUUUUCGUUAUGUUGAACACUUGCAAAAACAAAGUUCAUACGCAUGCCAUCCGUUUGAACGCUUGUAGCAUGAACACAAAACGCUAAUUGUUACAUUUGAUGCAGACGUCAGAAACGAAGGUGCCACGUGCUCUUUUCUUCACCUGCACCGGAAUCGGAUAGUGUCGGAAAUACAGACAUAUCAUUAAAGAAAAAAAAUAUUUAUAAUCGAACUAGAGAUGAUAUCAUGUUUCAUUUAAUUGAAGAAAAUUUCAGGUAUUUUGUGUUUUGAUCAUUGUUUCUUUUAGAUAUAAGAAAUAGUUCAGCUACAACGAAAAUAAAUUUUAUUAAUUUGUCCGGAUUUUGUUUCUUCAAGAAAAUAGAUCUACGCAACAAAGAUUUUGUGUACGCAGUAUUUCAUUGGUUCCCUUUUCAGAAACGAGUGCUCUUGGAUCAUGAAAAAGACUAAUUCUAAAGUCAGUUCGUUGUUUAUUUAAAGCUGCUCCAGCACUUUUCAACUGGAGACUAAAGCUUAAAAUCUGUAGGUUAAAAACCUUUGUUGAAACAAUUUUAUUUUGGACUGUUUGACUUUACAUCAUUUCAAUCCCAAUAGAACUUUUGACUUUAGUCUGUAAUGUUUCAUGAUUCCGAGCAUACUCAGCACAGCUCUUUUUUGAAUCUGUUAUAAUUAAUGUUACAUGUUAGAUGCAAUACAAGUGAUUAGCCAUAUACGGUACCUAUAUUUGUACGCGGUUCUGAAGUGGUUCCGCUCUUAUGUUCAAACUGUAAAAUAAUCGUCUGAAGUCCGUCGUCUUGUUAUGAACCACCAAAUUCCUAUGAAAACUUAAUCGUUUUUACCCUUAUGUUUAAGUGCAAGUAUAUUUUAUUUUGUAUUGUGAAAAUAAAAUGUAUGAAGAAUA
Saccostrea cuccullata (small rock oyster) is the source of this 3577-nucleotide messenger RNA. RefSeq names its product LIM/homeobox protein Lhx9-like. NCBI's taxonomy places the organism in Eukaryota, Metazoa, Mollusca, Bivalvia, Ostreida, Ostreidae. Gene Ontology annotation, biological process: regulation of transcription by RNA polymerase II; neuron differentiation. The transcript has 5 exons. The coding region runs from base 518 to 1747 and encodes 409 amino acids. The record is from RefSeq and is a predicted model, not a curated record. Gene Ontology annotation, cellular component: nucleus. Gene Ontology annotation, molecular function: DNA-binding transcription factor activity, RNA polymerase II-specific; RNA polymerase II transcription regulatory region sequence-specific DNA binding.